GGAUCAUAUGACUACAAGAUGAUUGCUCGCAUUAAUCCGUUUUGGUUGACUUUUGAACCACCAAGCGAUACAUCGUAUUAUAUAAUGGGGACCUUGUACACGAUUAUAUUCGUGUUUGGUGUAACCGGCAAUGGAUUGGUUAUCUAUAUGUUUGCUAGAUGCAAAGCAUUACGGACCACUUCCAAUAUAUUAGUUUUCAACUUGUCUCUAAGUGAUUUAAUGAUUGUCAUCAAGUGUCCUGUUGCAAUUUAUAAUAAUUUUAUGCGUGGACCUGCCCUAGGAGAUUGGGGUUGCCGUUUAUAUGCAUUUGCCGGCGGAUUUAGUGGCACAGCCUCUAUUUGCCUAUUGACUGUCAUCUCUGUAGAUCGUUAUAGUGUCGUAGUAAAUCCUUUAAGUCCUAUGCGUUUUAAUUAUCAAUCAAAAUAUUAUUAUUUUCUUGUACUAAUAGCCUGGCUAGAAGCUUUUUUCUUCUCUGUUAUACCGCUACUCGAAGUGGGUCUAUCGGUUUAUGUGCCCGAGGGUUAUUUAACCACCUGUUCCUUUGACUAUUUGGACAAAACCAUGCCAGCACGGGUGUUUAUGUUCUUAUUCUUCUUCUUUGCCUGGUGUAUACCGUUGAUGAUUAUAUUCUAUUGUUAUUUUCAUAUCCUGCGAGCCGUGUUUAAAUCCAAGAAAAUACAAUGUAGUCACAACAAACAAAAAGUUGAAGAACGUUUAGCAUUCAUUGUAUUGCUUAUUAUUGGUUUAUGGUUUUUGGCUUGGACUCCUUACUCCAUAGUUGCUAUGGCAGGGGUUUUUGGCAUGGAGGAAUAUUUGACACCCGAUCGUUCCAUGAUUCCGGCCUUGUUUUGUAAAACAGCUGCCUGUCUGAAUCCGUUUCUCUAUACAAUUUCUCAUAAGAGAUUUCGCAAUGAAUUGCAACGUUUGUUCUGCAAACGUAAACCAAUUUAUCAAUAUUCUAUGACACGUUCUUCCUAUGUUACUCGCUCGACCAGACGUAAUCGCAUUGAUCCGGCGGUGUUGGAUAAUACAAAUGCUAAACAAUUGGAAAAAUAUCGUAAUAAUUUAAAAUCAAAAUAUCUAUAG
Lucilia sericata (common green bottle fly) is the source of this 1086-nucleotide messenger RNA. Its product is annotated as opsin, ultraviolet-sensitive. The transcript is spliced from 3 exons. Gene Ontology annotation, cellular component: membrane. Gene Ontology annotation, molecular function: G protein-coupled receptor activity. NCBI's taxonomy places the organism in Eukaryota, Metazoa, Arthropoda, Insecta, Diptera, Calliphoridae. The annotation marks the transcript as partial. The record is from RefSeq and is a predicted model, not a curated record. Gene Ontology annotation, biological process: G protein-coupled receptor signaling pathway.